Messenger RNA from Anisakis simplex (herring worm), 1245 nucleotides. Lineage: Eukaryota; Metazoa; Nematoda; Chromadorea; Rhabditida; Anisakidae. The record is from the annotation of a GenBank genome assembly.
CUGGAUCACAGUAUUUUCAAGGGAAUUCAAAAGAAAGGUUAUCGUCAGCCAACACCCAUUCAACGUAAAGCUAUUCCUUUGAUUGUUGAUGGAAAAGAUGUGGUUGGGAUGUCACGUACAGGUAGUGGUAAAACAGCAGCGUUUGUUAUACCGCUUUUACAAAAAUUGAAGGGACGUGAAAUGAAUGGAAGUCGUGCUCUUUUGGUUGCACCUACUCGUGAAAUUGCUUGUCAAACUUUUAAAGUUGUCAAAGAGUUGGGCCGAUUCACUGGUUUAAGAUGUGGUUUACUGGUUGGUGGCGACAGCAUUGAAGAGCAGUUCUCUGUGGUUCAUCAAAAGCCUGAUAUAAUAAUAGCGACACCAGGUCGAUUGCUGCAUUUGUUGAUCGAAAUGAAUUUGAAGUUGUUGACGAUUCAAUAUGUGGUUUUCGAUGAAGCUGAUCGCUUGUUUGAGAUGGGAUUUGCGGAGCAACUUCAUGAAAUCAUCAAAAAACUACCAGAAAAUAGACAAACCUUACUCUUCUCAGCAACUCUACCGAAAAUGUUGGUUGACUUCGCAAAGGCCGGUCUAACUGAUCCUGUGCUCGUGCGACUGGAUGUAGACGAGAAGAUAAGUGAUAAGCUAUCGAUGGUAUUUGUGGUGUGUCGUUCCGAUGACAAGAUGGCAGCGCUGUUGAAUCUGGUUCGGAUGUUAGUGUCAAAGCACGAACAAACAAUUGUGUUUUGUGCGACGAUGAAACAUGUCGAAUAUGUGGCGUUAAUCAUGCAAAUGGCACGUAUCGAUUGUGUCGUCUUGUACAGUCAGUUGGAUGCUACGGCCAGGAAAAUGAACAUCGAGAAAUUCCGAACCAAGAAGUGUUCGGUGCUGGUCGUAACGGAUGUGGCCGCACGUGGUGUUGAUAUUCCCUUACUGGAUAACGCUAUCAACUUUCAUUUUCCGUGUAAACCGAAACUGUUUGUGCAUCGUGUUGGUCGAGUUGCGCGUGCAGGUCACUCAGGUAAAGCGUUUAGUCUGAUCGGUACUGACGAAAUACCGUACCUGGCUGAUCUAUUCCUCUUUCUUGGAAGACCCAUUCGGUUCGCUGAUGCGACUUCUGUCUAUAAAGAAGAUGAGCCAUUGGUUGGUCGAUUUCCAGAGGAGCUGAUUGAUUUGGAAACCGAUUUCUUGAAGAGUAUUCACGAUAACUGUGAGGAUUUGGUGAGUUUUGAUUUUAUUCCGUCGACUAGAUUGGUCUUGUUGAAUUAA